AUGGAGGACGAGAAGAAGAUCGCCACCGAGCAAAGUACUCGCGCUGGCUCUGAUCCCGUUCCUUCUUAUGGCGACUCGGAGCCAACAAAGGGUAGCUUGAGCCAGCGGUUCAUCGACAGCUUCAGACGUGAUCCAAACGCGCAUAUCAUUUCACAGCGUGGACAAGGUGCUGAUGGCUCGGGUUUUGAUCUCGAGACUGCCGCGGAGAAUGUUGCACACUCACAACUUCACCGUCGCUUGAAGGGUCGUCACCUGCAGAUGAUCGCAAUUGGUGGUUCGAUUGGUACUGGUUUGUUCGUUGGUUCGGGUACUGUACUGGAAGCGGGUGGUCCUGCAUCGGUUGUCAUCGCCUACGUUUUGAUCGGAAUCAUGCUUUACACCACCGUGCACGCGUUGGGUGAGAUGGCUGUCUUGUUCCCUGUUUCUGGUUCUUUCGCCCAUUACUCGACUCGUUUCAUUGAUCCGGCCUGGGGAUUCGCUAUGGGUUGGAACUAUGCACUUCAAUGGCUUAUCGUCUUACCUCUCGAAAUCGUUGCUGCCGCCAUCACUGUUGAUUAUUGGAAUCCAGGAGUAUCGAAUGCCGCUUGGGUAAUCAUAUUCUGGGUUGUCAUUGUCGCCAUCAACUUGUUCGGUGUUCGCGGAUAUGGCGAAGCCGAGUUUGUCUUCGCAGCAAUCAAGGUUGUCGCUGUUCUUGGAUUCAUUAUUCUUGGCAUUGUCAUCAACUGCGGUGGUGGUCCUGAAGGAGGUUACAUUGGUGGAGCAUACUGGCAUAAUCCCGGUGCCUUCCACAAUGGUUUCAAGGGUCUCUGCAGUGUCUUCGUCAAUGCUGCUUUCGCUUUCGCCGGAACUGAGCUUGUCGGUCUGGCCGCAGCUGAGACUGCUAACCCUCGCAAGGAUCUGCCAACAGCUAUCAAACAAGUCUUCUGGCGUAUUGCUCUCUUCUACGUUGUCUCCCUCACCAUUGUCGGUCUGCUAGUCAAGUACACCGACCCUCUCCUUCUGAGCGGUACCUCCUCCUCCGACGCCAACGCUUCUCCUUUCGUCAUCGCUAUCGAAAAUGCCGGUAUCAAGGGUUUGCCUUCCGUCAUGAACGUCGUUAUCAUGAUUGCUGUGCUGUCUGUCGGAAACUCCUCUGUUUACGGUUCCUCGCGUACCCUUGCCGCUCUCGCUGAGCAAAAACAAGCCCCCCGGUUCCUCGCCUACAUCGAUCGCAAGGGACGUCCUAUCUGGGCUAUUUUCGUCGCCUCCGCCCUGGGUCUCCUCUGCUUCCUUGCCGCAUCUUCCAAAGAGACACAGGCAUUCGAAUGGAUGAUGGCUAUCUCUGGCCUUUCCUCAAUCUUUACCUGGGGAUCUGUCUGUCUCUGCCACAUUCGAUUCCGUAAGGCUUGGAAAGUCCAGGGCCACAGUCUGGAUGAGCUUGCUUUCCGCUCCCAACCCGGCCUUAUCGGCUCUUGGGUUGGUUUCAUUUUCAACUGCUUGGUUCUGAUUGCCCAGUUCUGGGUUGGUUUCGCUCCCGUGGGUUAUGCAUCUAUGACAACAAAUGAGCUGGUUGAGAACUUUUUCUCUGUUUACCUUGCUGCACCUGUUGUGCUGCUGUUCUUCAUCCCCUACAAGCUCUAUUACCGCACCAAGAUUGUGCAUUCACACCAGGCAGACCUGGUAACUGGUCGUCGCGAUCUGGAUAUCCAGCAUCUGAUUGAACAGGAGAGGCUUGAUCGCCAACAGUGGCCUAUGUGGAAGAAGGUUUACAAGAUGUUCUGUUAG
Molecule: messenger RNA, 1764 nt
Organism: Penicillium angulare
Lineage: Eukaryota; Fungi; Ascomycota; Eurotiomycetes; Eurotiales; Aspergillaceae
Product: amino acid permease GAP1
Exons: 3
Coding region: 1-1764 (587 amino acids)
Biological process (GO): amino acid transmembrane transport
Cellular component (GO): membrane
Molecular function (GO): amino acid transmembrane transporter activity
Source: RefSeq, a predicted model, not a curated record